Molecule: messenger RNA, 3324 nt
Organism: Trypanosoma cruzi
Lineage: Eukaryota; Euglenozoa; Kinetoplastea; Trypanosomatida; Trypanosomatidae
Product: dispersed gene family protein 1 (DGF-1), putative
Exons: 1
Source: RefSeq, a predicted model, not a curated record
GGGGCGCAUUUGAGGGUGGCGUGCAACGACGCUGGUGGACGUGUCCUGUCGACGGCGGAGGAGUACGCAGCGGCUGGUUUUGGCGACGCUGGGCGCAUCGACGUUGCUGGGUGCGGCGCCUGCGACAGGGACACGCACUGCUACGCGCCCGGGACGGCCUCUGCGAGCAUGAGGAACGGUGUGUGCGUGUGCGCGUGCGGCAGCGGCGGGUACGGCGAGGCGUGCGUGCCUGUGGGAGCUCCCGCACUGCCGCCCGCUGUGGGCACUGCGUCGAGAGUGUUUGUCCGCGAGGGCGUGACGGUGCAAUCGGUGUUCGUUGUGCCUGCCGGUGCGAGCGAGGUGACGCUGCGCCACGUUGUGCUGGACGGCGUGAGUCCUGUGCUCUACGUGCCGUGGAUGGCGCGAGACGGCGUGCGGAUCGUUGUGCAGAACGUGUCGCUGCUGAACGGUGCCGUGCUGUACGUGAUGGGCGGUGGAGCGUUGCGCGGUGCGGUGGCGGCGGGAAGCGACGAGGGCGGGCCGGUGGAGCUGUCGGCGUGCGAUGUGGAGGCGCUGAACGGUGCGCUUGUGCUGACCGGCACGUUCCCCGCAGGGUCCGUGCUGACGGUGACGGACUCCCUGCUGGUUGCCGCGAGGCCGACGCCGCUUCCGUAUCUUCCCGGCUCGCAGUCCUCGCCGUACGCACCGGUGCUGGUGCUGUCGGGCCUGCGGCUAGUGCGGUCCGUGCUGGUUGUGUCCGGCGUUGCUCUCGUGACCGUGAUGACUGGUGGGCGGACGGUGGUGGUGGACGGCGCUGUGCUGGAGCUUGUCGGCGGCGGCGUUGCGCUGGACGCGGCUGUGCUCGGUGGCGACGUUGCGUUGUACGCGAGUGCGCACGUGGUGGCGUCGGAGAGCGCUGUGCUACGCGUGUCGGGGAGCCAGUUGUACGCCGCGCAUGGGCUGGUGUUCGACAGCGGUGUGGUGGCUAACGCGUCCGCCGUCGUAGUGAACGACAACGCCGGUGUGCUGACGGAUGGCGCGCUGCUGGUGCUGCGGGGGUCGGCGUCGUUUGUUUCCGGGUCGUGGCUGUCGGUGCGCGGCAACAGCAUCAGCGGCAGGCUCCUGUCGCUGCCGUCGUACCCGCGCCGUGCGGAGCUCGUGCAGAGCACACUGACGCUUCACGGGAACGCCGGCAGCGGGCCCGUCGUGAUGGACGGCACCGUUGCGCUCGGGGGCACCGGCCGAAAGUUCGUUGUGGGGUGCCUGAUGCUGAACGGGCAGGCGCUGCAGCCGAUGCACUACAGGUCCGCCGGCAUCAUCGGGGAAUUCCGCCCCGUGGCGUGUGGCGUGUGCGACGCCGACGUGCGCUGCUUUGCAGCCGUGACGAGGGCGAUGUCGGGGUCGUGCGGCUGCCGCUGUGCUGAGGGCGGGUACGGGCGCGACUGCCUGCCGGUGUACCUGCCGCACGUGGACGGGUGCAACCGCGCGCCUGGCAUGCCGCCGCUGAGCCACACGGCGACGCUGACGGAGACGCGCAGCCCGACGCCGACGUGGACACCGACACCGACACCGAGCCUGAGCACGCCGCACUACAGUUCGACGCACUACAGUUUGACGGAGACGCUGCAGGUGACGGUGACGGAGACGCUGUUUCCCACGCGGACCCCGACGGCGUCGGUGAGCAGCACGCUGUGGUGGAGCGACGUGGCGUGCCCGACGCUCGCCGUGACGACGACGGCGGCUGGUGGGAGUCUGGCGCAGAAUGACAUCCGCGGCGGUGGGAGCGCCGUCCCGAAGCGGCUGAUGGUGGCGCUGCCGCCGCCGUUUCGUUGGGCACGUGACCCGCAGAUUGGCACGCACCUGAGCUUCGUGCCUGUGUCGACGGCGCAGCCGCGCGGGUUUGGCGGUCCGUGGGGAGCGAUGCUGCGCAACGCGACGUGGGUGCGCAACGCGACGAAUCCGUCCACCGUCCUGGAGCUGGCUGUGCCCGUGCACCGCGGUUACUUCAUUGCUGCCGACGAGACGAUAGUCAUUCGCUGCGACGCUGCGGCAGUGUCUGGCGGCUGCAAGGGUGUGCUGCUUGGUUUCUUCACGAUCAGGUUUGACACGCUGCCCGCCGCAGCCAGCGCUCUCUCGGCGAUCACCGGCGUUGUUGCGGGUGCGGCGGCUGUUGCGGUGGUGGUGACCGGCGGGCUGGGCUCCGUCCUGGAGAUGCAGGCGCUCGGCGUGUUUGCGAGGAUGUCGUGCGCCUCGGCGCAGGAGCGUGCGAGCACCGCUGCGCUGCCGUACUUCCUGUCGGUGUUUGCUGCCCGUGACCCGCUGUGGAUGGUGGUGGGCAACGUGCUGCUUGCCGCUGUGUUUGGGUGCGUGCACUGCGGUGUGACGGCGGCCUUCCAGCGGUGGCGCGGCGUGGACGCGGCGAGUGCGUGGGCGGCGAUGCGCUUCCCGAGCCUGACGUACGUCGUGGCGCACGCGAUGCACCUCGGCAUCUUCUUCGGCUCCGUGCUUGCACUGGCGAUGCCCGGCGCCCGCGUGCAGCACCGCGUGAUUGGAGUUGUUGGCGUGCUGUACGGUGCGGCGUUCCCUGCUGGCGUGUGCUACUUGAUUGCCCGCCACGUGGGCGCGAGCUUCACGAGGUACUGGCAGUUUUCGAGGAAGCCGCUGCACGAGCGCCUGCUGUACCCCGUCGGGUAUUGGCACCCCGCGGCGCAGCAGCGGAUGUACGGCGGCAUGCUGACGAACAUGAGGGGCAGCCACGUGUACUGGUGCGUGUUCCAGCUGUCGGCGCUGUGUGUGGUGUGCCUGAUUGCUGCUGUGCACCCGCCCGUGGGAGGCUGUCACGUCCAGUACUUCUGCAUGGCUGCUGUGCUGCUUGCGGGCGCGGGCGUGGUUGCCUUCACGAACAUGAUGCGCUCGGCCUUUCUGACGGUGAUGCACACUGCGGGCUUUGUGCUCCUUGCGACGCUGUGCCUUGUCAGCGCGGCCAACCACCUUGCGCCGAGCGACGGCGGUGAGAGGGCGUACGUGGCUAUUGUGCUGCUGCUGACGACUGUGGUGCUUGCGGUCACUGUGUACGGCGUCGUUGUGUGGUACGCGGAGGACCGCCACUGGCAGGAGCUGCGCGAGCCGCAGCGUGGAGGGCUGGAGGCACUGCUGCGCGAUGACGAGGAUGGCGACGAAGAGACGCAGAAGCCCCACGACGUGACGUUAUCGUCGUAUGCCCCAGGCACCACCGUUGCGUCAUCGUACCGACCACCCGCAGCGCCGCGGCCCGUGGCUGGUGACACCCGCUUAGACGCUCUGAGCCUGCUGGACCGUGCAUCCAGUGCGAGCCGUAUUGAUUGA